Dunckerocampus dactyliophorus (ringed pipefish) is the source of this 5090-nucleotide messenger RNA. It is a transcript of the gene polr2c, whose product is annotated as RNA polymerase II subunit C. Gene Ontology annotation, molecular function: protein dimerization activity; DNA-directed RNA polymerase activity. NCBI's taxonomy places the organism in Eukaryota, Metazoa, Chordata, Actinopteri, Syngnathiformes, Syngnathidae. Gene Ontology annotation, cellular component: RNA polymerase II, core complex. The transcript has 9 exons. Gene Ontology annotation, biological process: DNA-templated transcription. The coding region runs from base 117 to 944 and encodes 275 amino acids. The record is from RefSeq and is a predicted model, not a curated record.
AGAUACGACAUAGUUGCAUUGACUACACAAGACGAAGAAGAAAAUGCGAACCAUUUGGUUGAUUGUGUGGAUGGUUUAGUUACGCUAAUAUUCGUUCUAGACAUCACUUUACAAAGAUGCCCUAUGCUAACCAACCCACCGUAAAAAUCACCGAACUUACAGAUGAAAAUGUCAAGUUUGUUAUUGAGAACACAGAUUUGGCGGUUGCUAACUCUAUUAGACGUGUCUUCAUGUCAGAAGUACCCACUAUAGCAAUCGACUGGAUCCAGAUAGAUGCCAACUCAUCAGUAUUGCAUGAUGAGUUCGUCGCACACAGAGUUGGUCUCAUCCCGCUCACCAGCGAUGACAUUGUUGAAAAAAUGCAGUACUCCAGGGAAUGUACCUGCGAUGAAUUCUGUCAAGAGUGCUCCGUCGAGCUGACGCUGGACGUUCGCUGUACCGAUGAGAAGACGCGCAACGUCACCUCGCGUGAUCUGCUGUCCAACAACCACAGAGUCAUCCCCGUGACUUCCAGGAGUCGAGACAACGAUCCCAAUGACGAUGCUGAACGAAACGAGAUUUUGCUUGUGAAGCUUCGCAAAGGGCAGGAACUGCGACUGAGAGCCUACGCCAAGAAAGGCUUCGGUAAAGAGCACGCCAAGUGGAACCCGACUGCGGGAGUGGCGUUCGAGUAUGACCCCGACAAUGCGCUGAGGCACACGGUCUACCCUCGCCCCGAGGAAUGGCCCAAGAGUGAAUAUUCGGAAAUUGAGGAGGAUGAGGUCCAGGCUCCCUAUGACCCCAAUGGAAAACCAGAAAGGUUCUUCUACAACGUUGAGUCUUGCGGCUCCCUGCGACCCGAGACCAUCGUCAUGUCUGCGCUGGCAAUCCUCAAAAAGAAACUGAGCGACCUGCAGACGCAGCUGAACCACGAGAUCCAGAGCGACGUGCUCACCAUCAACUGAAGGUGCCCCGCCACGCGCCGCCCCGGGACCUGCAGGGGCCCUUUCAGAUUGCACAGUAACCUAAAAAGCAGUUUUUUUGCAAUCACGUGGAUCCUUGCGGACAUUUAAACCUUCCACUUGACCGAAAUUGUGAAAAGGGGUCUAAUGCAAGGUUCGUGGAAACCAGGGGGAUUUGUCUCAUAUUCUUAAAAUUAGUUUACUGUGCUCAUCAGUGACACAACCACCGUAUUUUACAUUCAUAUUUGCAUUUAAUCAUUUGAAAUAAAUACAGUAUGAAGAACCUGCUCAUCUCAUUACAAAUCCAGUUCACUGCAUGUGUCAAACUGUGACCUAAUACUGUACGUACAGUUGGGGGAGUAACUAUUUGAUCCCCUGCCCAUUUUGGAAGUUUACCCCCUUGCACAUGUAUGGUAUGAACACUUUUAAUGUUAGUUUUAUUGUACCUAAAACCAAUAAACAGUGUAGCUGAUUGUAUUGCAAUCGCUCCUCCACAGUAACAUUUUACAAACGUUCACAAUAGAAAGAAUCCAAAAUAACCCCCAAAGUCAAUACCAAGACAUGGCAUUUAGUGAGCCACACGACUGUGCUCCCAACUCCCUUGACAUCAUCAACCAGGUGGGCUGCUCUCUCACCUUUCUCACCAUCAUCCUUACCUUACCCCACCAGGAGAAAUCUUGCACGGAGCUCCAGAGUUAGGAUGAUUGAUUAUCUUGGAUUUCUUCCACAUAUCAGUGAUCGGACCAAUAGCGCUCUCUUUCUCACCAAGCUUCUUCUUCAUGCCCUUGCAGGCCAUUCCAGUCCGGUCUUGUACAGGUCUACAAUCUUGCUGAUGGUCUUGUCGCCGAUUUUGAUCUUGCACAAGUCAUUCUGGUCUUGCGUAGGUCUACAAACUUGCUGAAGGUCUUGUCACCCGUUCUGGUCUUUCUUAAGUCAUAGUCUUGCUGACUGUCUUGUCGCCCAUUCCGGUCUUGCGCAGGUCUACAAUCUUGCUGAUGGUCUUGUAGCAAUUGAAACAUUUUUAUAUAUAUAUAUAUAUAUAUAUAUAUAUAUAUAUAUAUAUAUAUAUAUAUAUAUAUAUAUUUUCUGUCACCACAAUAAUGUCACCUAUUAAACAUCAUCGUCCGUAAACCUAUUAAAUCCAAUACUUAUUUUCCAAAGCGAAAGAGGGCAACCACAAAUCAACAUGUUUAAGUUGUAUCACUAUUAUGAAAUAUGUACACAAGCAGAAAAAUUGAUUUAAAAAAUUAAAAAAAAAGUAGUUUUCUCUGUGUACACACACACACGCACACACCAGCAAACACUCACAUGCUGAAAACAUCUCCAUUUGAUUUUAAUACCGAUGGGUAUAAUAUCAAAGGUAGACAAAAACAUGUACAAAUUGUUUGCUUACCUGUAUUAUCAGUUAUUUAUAAAUUAUUACCCACUUGUGAAUGGGUUAUAAUGGGUGAAAACACUAAUGGGUCAAUUUGUGUUUUCUGCAGAAAAAAUGGCUUAUUUUCUGAGAAAUAAAAUAAAAUCUGACCAAAAAUAAGCAAUAUGCAAAUGUGGCUGGCCGUGAAUGCUGAAUUACGAAUGUACGGGGAUCCACUAAGUUAUUUAGUCACAGUAAUGCAAGUCAGCCAUAUUGGUCACUAUGUAUUCAAAGGUAAGGGGACUUAUAUUGUUAGCAAUACAGUACUGGUAUUGCAGCGAUCUGGCAGUCACUGUGUUUGAGUACCCCUCCAUUGUAUCUGCCAGCAUGAUGUAAUGGUAAUAUCGCUGGCGCUUAACACAGACAACUGUGGUUUUAAACGCUAGCACGACACUUUUUAUUAUUUAUUUUUAAAUCAGUGUCUGCCAAAAGAAAUUCUGGCAGGUUAAGUCCCCAACUGAAGGCCCAGGAACCAAAUGCACCGCCCGCGACUGGUGUUUAAAGCAUGUUGAGGAUCGGCUGCCGAGCCGCUGUAUUUUGAAGAUCGGAUAUCAUCGGCUUCCGCCACGAGAUCGGGCCGAUCCGGUUGCCGUAUAACGUUCGCAACUCUGGGCCACACUCCAACAUGGUAGGUGCGGAAAUGCACCUCAAAGCUGAUAUUCGGGCUUCGUAGCUACAGUGGUAGUUCCCUCUCACUGUGCCCAGGCUGCUGUGUCAUGGUGCGGGGAGCCUGCACGGGAAGUGCUGGUCUAACCACUGGUUGUUUAUGCUAGAGACCAUCAAUAAAUUACUAUUGUGUUGAGAAGAGUUUGUUUAAAAAAAAAAAAAAAAAAAGUCAUAUUUCUAAAUCACACCACAAAUUGAUCUGUAACCAUGUCAAAUGAUUAGUCCUACUCUAAAAGUAUUUUGCACGCCAAUUUGAUCUUUUAUUGGCUCUUUUAUGGUAUUAGGGACCUGACUCAGAGGUUUGUUACAAAAGCCAAACAAUAUUUUUGGUCAUGCUGUGUAAUAAAGUCAAUUCAGCAAUACUUUGGUUGCAUUGUUUUUAAUGCUUUGAAGAGCUAUUUUCAUAACCAUAUUAAAUUCCACAAAUUAAUGUUUGUAACAAAAAGUUAUUAAAAAAAAAAUAAAAGGAUCGGGCCCGGAAAGACCUAUACAAAAAAAUUGGAUCGGAAGCCAAACAAUGUGGAUCGGGACAUCCCUACAGCAUGUAGGAGAAAAGGUGCGCUUGAUUUGCUCACUCUACAGCACAGUACGGAUAAUUUAGCCCCACUGGAGCGUUUUAUAAAACAAUGAUCGGUUAUCGGAUUCCUGAAUAUGAUGUCAUAAUUGCUUCUUAUUUGUUGUGCACCCCUACGUAAAACUACAACUAACAUUUAGCCUGGUGGGAAUGAUCAUUUUAUUCAUGUAAAAAAAAAAAAAAAAAAAAAAAACAAGGCAGUCUUUCUGGAGACAUUUUCUAGCCGAAAGUAUAAAGAGGAUCAGUAAGAUGUGUUUUAGAAAAAGAUUCAAUGAUGUAAUCGCUUGCACUGAUUGUGAAGCUCGAUGCAUAUACACCUGCUCAAUGAUACACACCCACUGGCUGUGUCUUAAAUGGAAUACUUCCCCUUCUUUUUUGGUGAAUUUGCAACCACUCAAGUUCAUCCCUCCCCUUCCUCCCCUUCCCGACAUUGCCAAGAUGGUGUCCCCUGAGGGGGAUAAGUGUGCAUCAAUGUACACUCAGCAUUGUGAGUGUUCUGAGUGCAUCAUCCUGGUGCACUUCUCAGUGUGAAUGCACUUACGCACUCAAAAGGGGGAAAGUACGCAAGUGCGCCACUUGAGACACAGCCAUUGUAGCGACCCGCAAGAAAGCACAGUAAGUACGGAUGGUCUGCGAUCCUAAACUUAUGGAAGACGUGGUUAUAUGAAAGAAGUACAACAAUUAGAUAAAUAUACAAAAGACAAGGUUAUAAAAUAUAAGGCGCAUACUCGGAUACGUUAUAUACAUAUAGGGUUUAGCCAUUUAAAAGACAAAUUACACCCUCAGUGGAAAACUGGAAAAGCUGCAAACAAGUACGAUAACAAGAGGUCUGUACGAUAACUUUUGAAAGUCAAAUGCUGGUCAAACUUUGAUUCCUGCUCAGUAUGUGGGAUACAUUUCCAUGGCAUGGCACUGCUGCAUCAUUGGUCCAGGUCGUUACUGUUACGGCUGCCGGGCCGAUAGUGGCGCUGGCAAAACUCCCUGAUCCGACUGCACGCUUCCACCAUCAUCUGCUCCGGCACGGUCACCACGAUGCGGAAGAAGUUGGGAUAUUCAAACGCCUGGGGAGAAGAACAGACUGCAGGCGUCACAUGGACUGGAUUGAGGCGGAGGUUGAAGAGGAUUUUGAAGAUCCUACCGUGGCGGGAAGACAGAAAACGGACUGCUCGGUCACCAUCUGUUCAGUGAAGUCCACGUCAUUGUGGAAAUCUGGGAAGCGAUCCAUGUCGAUCCCAACCUGAGCCAACACACAAACACGUUCCUCGUGGCUUACUCUCGCAUUCAGAUGUAUUCCAUCCCAUUGUUAAUGUAUUUAUAUAAAUCCAGUGGAACCUUGGUUAGCGUCAUUCAUUCAUUCCAGAUGGUCCAACUCUAACCAAAUACAUUUUUCCCAUAAGAAACCAUGUAAAUCCAAUUCAUCCAUUCCAGAAAGCCAAAAAAUUAGCAAAGUGAGCCUUUUCAAGCAUAAAUAUUGCUAAAUGAACUAUCAUACAAU